Messenger RNA from Rubroshorea leprosula, 655 nucleotides. NCBI's taxonomy places the organism in Eukaryota, Viridiplantae, Streptophyta, Magnoliopsida, Malvales, Dipterocarpaceae. The record is from the annotation of a GenBank genome assembly.
GUGUAGCUUUAACGAGGGUAGAACUCUCCCCAACUUUCCAUCUUUUGAGUCUUUGACCACCGAAUCCUCGCCAGGAAAGUUCCCAUAAUUCUCUCCCAUUUUUAGAAUAAAUCAGCCGUAUUCUCUUACCUUCACAACCCAACACAAGACUACUCUUUUGUUUUCUCAACAAUAUUUCCUUAAUUUCUUCAAUCAUGAAUGAAAUCGAAGUCCCAAAUUACUUCAUCUGUCCUAUAUCCCUCCAGAUCAUGAAAGACCCUGUUACGGUCAUCACCGGCAUAACAUACGACCGCGACAGCAUCGAACACUGGCUGUUCACCACCAGAAACAACACUUGUCCGGUCACCAAGCAGCCCCUGCCCCGAAACUCCGACUUAACCCCAAACCACACCUUGCGGAGGUUAAUCCAGGCUUGGUGUACUGAGAAUGCUUCCCUCGGCGUUGACCGGAUUCCGACACCUAAGUCUUCUCUCGACAGGUUUUACGUCCGCAAACUCUUAAAAGAUCUCGAGGAUCCUCAGUUACAGAUGAAGACACUGAGGCAACUGGAGUUGUAUGCAGCGGAGAACGAGAGAAACAGGUAUUUACACUGUGAAUCAAUAUAUUAUGAAGUCAAAGGAAUCGUUUAAACUUUUAAUCAAUUACUAUAAUUCAU